Camponotus floridanus (Florida carpenter ant) is the source of this 1972-nucleotide messenger RNA. RefSeq lists its product as uncharacterized. Gene Ontology annotation, molecular function: RNA binding. Gene Ontology annotation, cellular component: nucleus. The coding region runs from base 522 to 1706 and encodes 394 amino acids. The record is from RefSeq and is a predicted model, not a curated record. Lineage: Eukaryota; Metazoa; Arthropoda; Insecta; Hymenoptera; Formicidae. The transcript is spliced from 13 exons.
CGUCAGUUUGCGUCUGUCUAGGGUCGCGACAUCUUCACCUCCACGUUCCGUAGAUCGCGCCAUCCGCUCUCGCGCAUCUACGCGAAAAUCAACGACGACGACGACAUCGAGAAACAAUCGUAUCUCUCAAGAUCAAGAUUAACAGACUCACGUGCUCGAUCUCCGCAAACGUCUCGCGCGCGGAUCUUGCCUCGCGCCUCGAGAAUCUUAAAGUGAACGAGCUUGACAUUUAAAGGACCUUUGGUUAUCCCAUCAUGACUCCGAAGAAUUCUGUUUGAAUAGUCCUGAAUGCAGUAAAACUAACAUAAGUGGAAUUAUUGAAGACCAGUAAGAUUUUGAAGUUGAUCGAUCUGCAACCAGAUAUUUUUGAGAAGUCGGUGAAUUCAAUUCAACGACUCGGGAAACAGAGUUAGAUGGAUCUGUUUUGAUAUCCGACAGAAUUAUUUUCUCUCUACUGCGAUAUUUUUGAAUCGAGAUUUACGGCUAAGGAUCGAUCUUGAGACGGAGUGCGUGGAUCGUGCAUGUCCGAAGUCGGCGAUUCGCAGAUUACGGCGAUGAAGAUGAGCAAAGUGGGCAACCAAACCAAUUCGCAGGACCCACAGGCGGUGAAUUCACGCGUUUUCGUCGGAAAUCUGAAUACAUUUCAGUGUAGCAAAACCGAUGUGGAGCGAAUGUUUCAGCGCUACGGCCGUUUGGCUGGUAUUUCUAUGCACAAGGGUUACGCAUUUGUGCAGUUUACAAAUCCGUUUGAUGCACGCAGUGCGUGCCUCGGUGAGGAUGGUCGCACCGUCCUCAGCCAGAUUCUCGAUGUAAACAUGGUGGCCGAGCCAAAGCCUCACCAAACUGGACGCAAGCGGCAGAAUGUCUCCAAAACUGGCAAUGACUGGGACUACUACUAUGACAGUUAUUAUGCGUCUACCGCGUUUCCACCGCGUUUGGCACCACCGUUGAAACGGCCACGUUUGAUGCCACCGACACGAGCACAGCAUCCGAAGCUACAGAAACAACAAUUGACGGCAAACACUGGCACAAUACCCGACUUGAAUCAAUUGAAAGUGUAUAGCAAUCCAGAUAUACUGAUCUGCGGCAACUGCAGGGAGAUGUUCACGGAACUCGGGGAGCUGUUGGAGCACAAGCGGAACUACUGCAAGCUGCGGUUCACAUGUAAAUGUCACACCUUCAACGGAGCCGCCCCAAGAGAUUCAACGACGGCGUUGCUCUGCGUCCUCUGCAAGUUAUCUUUUCCAAGUGCUUGGGAAUUGAUGGUUCAUGCCCAGGCAGCCCACAUGAUCAACAUUUACGAGCUGGGCACAAGAGCACCGAGCCCGUCGCGGAGUCCUAGUCUUGACCAACCGAAGGAGUCGUCGCCUUCCCCCCAGGAUUUCCAGGAAAUCAAGGCUACGGAUUGCGAAGAACGCGCGGAGGAGGAGGAACUUGAUGGACAUGAGUUAAUACCGUCCCCAGACAGUGGCAAGUCAACGGACAACGAAGCGGCUCUGUCGCCAAUCAAGAUUCGAUCUGACGUAAACGGGUUGGAUCAUGAGGACUGUGACGAAUUGAUCCAGGUCGAGAAUACCACGCAGGCAUGCAUCAUGCAUACUUUAAGCAUUGACUCUUCUUUGGAACUGAAUUCUGAUACGAGCUCGAGAACAACUUCUGGAACGGUAAUGGCCUUGACCAAUGGUUCAUUAUCGGCAAAAGAAUAAACGAAAAAUAACAAUAAUUAAAAGAGAAGAUUCAAAGAAUAUUCGGAACGGUCUUCCCCGGCCAACCAACGAGACAUAUCGAUCUCCUUUAAGGAUUACGCACCUGUUUGUAUAUAGCUUAAUUGCCUAAUAAAUUAUUCAGGAUCGCUAGAUCCCGUGGUCUAUGCCGGCUGAUCGAAUAUCGAUCAUUUUCCCAAGAAAAAAAAAUCAGUUUUAUUCUGGACUUUUUCGUAUUAUUUGUAAUUUUGUUUCAAAAUUUCAUUAAG